AUGAAAAGUUCAAAAUGGUUAUUCUUUUCAUUUUUUCUAACUCAAAUCUAUAUUUCUGGAACUUUUAUGAGUCCAACAUCAAUUGAUUGGUGUCGAUAUUUUCAACGUUUGCAUAUUUAUAAACCAGAAUGCAAGUUUUAUGAUGGUCAAAUUGUUGAAACUGGUUAGUUUGAAGAAAUCUAACUUCUCAAAUAUCAAAUGAUAACUUCACUAAUCCAAUAAAAACCCUCAAACUCGACAUUGAAAUUUUAUAAAAAUGACCAACCUCCUCAAAACCCAAAAAUACUCACUCAAUUAUAAUAUUUUCCAGCAAUCCAAGCUCCAAAAGCAUAUCCAUUAGCUCGAAUUAAUAUUCCUCAAUGUUCAGCUCAUUAUAUGUAUUGCACAACAAACAAUCAAUGCGGUCCAGGAUAUUUGGUAUAAAGUUUUCCGCGUGAAAAUGGGAUAUUUUCUUUGGGUUACUGUAGAUAUUGUUUCAGCGCUGCAUUGACAUGACAAAAUAUCGCGAAUGUUGUGCACCAUUCAAAAGACAAUGUCCACCAAUUGAUUAUUUGAGCUUCAGGUAAAAAAUAACUUCUAGACAAUCCGAAUAAUCAUAACACUUCCAGAUGUGUGGUUCGUGAUCCAAAUGGUUGGUGUUCAAAAGAUUCAGAUUGUUCAUCAACUUCAAAUAAGUUAUGUUGUCCAACUGGUUGUAAUUAUAAUAUUUGCGUUUGA
Messenger RNA from Caenorhabditis angaria, 717 nucleotides. NCBI's taxonomy places the organism in Eukaryota, Metazoa, Nematoda, Chromadorea, Rhabditida, Rhabditidae. The record is from the annotation of a GenBank genome assembly.